CAAAGUCACCAAUAUCUCAGAUUUUUGAGGAUGUAAAUUUUGAACAUUAUCUGUUUGGGUCCAAAAACCAGGAUCAUCCUGUUGCUUCUAUAGGGAAAUAGUGAAGAGUCACAACCAGUGCCUGCCAAUGGUUGUCACCAACUCCUGCAACUUGAACUUGAUUUUUUACAAAUAGUCCCAGGACAAUCACCCCUGCUAUGUGGCAGUAGAGAAGAAUCUAUGCAGCCUCAUAAAUCCACCUGAUACCUAAGGAGUAUGAAGAGACUUAAGUUACCUAAGGAGCCAGAAGAGACUUAAGUUGCCUAAAGCGUUCUCCAGAUAGUUUGGCAGGCAGAUAGAGGUACUAAGAAAUGGUGCAGCACCCUGGAGGAGUGUGCAUCAGCCCUCAGAACGCCAGCCAGAUGCUGGUACACACGCAGUAGGGAGACAAUGGCCUUUCUGUUACUGCUCAGAUGUGCUUGUCACAUUCUUUAAUCGCCAACGGAAACUAUUUUUCAAGGUCUAGGCCUUUCUGAAGUGAGAUGAGGCAGAGCUGUAGCAGAGGGCUGGGCUUCCACAGUGACUGCAGGAAAAUCUCCCACUGUGUCCCGGUGCCGGGGCCCCUUCCCUCGGGAAGGACAGCGGAAGACAUUGGGAGGCAGGAGGGGGCUCUGAGGGCUGCGUCACCCACGCUUCCCUGAUUGUCAGUUUCCUAGCACCCCGGCCUCCUCUCAGGUAGAGACGCCCCCUCCCGCGGUUCGCGCGGUUGGGAAGGAGGGGCUGGGCUCCGAGCGCCCGCCCCUCCAUCUAUCACAUGGCCGGAGAGUCACAAAAACAACAGCUUUGGCCAAGACCGUGACUUCAGGAAGGGAACUCAGGGCUCUCGCCGCCAGCCCCCUCCCCAUGGAGGACAGUUUUUUGGAAUCGUUUGGGAGGUUGAGCCUCCACCAGCGGCAGCAACAGCAGCCGCCUCCUCGGCCGCCACCCGCGCGGGGGCCACCUCCGCGUCGCCACAGCUUUAGGAAACACCUCUACCUCCUGCGCGGCCUCCCGGGCUCGGGGAAAACCACGCUGGCCAGACAGCUGCAGCGUGACUUUCCCAGGGCCCUGAUUUUCAGCACCGAUGAUUUUUUCUUCAGGGAAGAUGGUGCCUAUGAGUUCAACCCGGACUUCUUGGAGGAAGCUCAUGAGUGGAACCAGAAGAGAGCAAAGAAAGCAAUGCAGAAUGGCAUAUCCCCCAUUAUUAUUGAUAACACCAACCUGCACGCCUGGGAGAUGAAGCCCUAUGCAGUCAUGGCACUUGAGAAUAACUAUGAAGUUAUAUUCCGAGAACCCGACACUCGCUGGAAAUUCAACGUUCAAGAGUUAGCAAGAAGAAACAUCCAUGGAGUACCAAGAGAAAAAAUACACCGGAUGAAAGAACGGUAUGAACACGAUGUUACCUUUCACAGUGUCCUUCAUGCAGAAAAGCCAAGCAGAGCGAACAGAAACCAGGACAGGAACAGCGCGCCUUCCAGUGGUUCCGGGUACUGGAGCACCUACACAGAGCUCCCCAACAGAAGGGCUCAUGGCGGCUUCUCCAACGAGAGCUUCAGGAGAGGUGGCUGUCACCAUGGAUAUUAGCAAUCCUUGCACAGCCAUUGCAGAUUUUUCCUAAAGAAGUUUCUACUUCGAUUUUUGGUAUUUAUUCUUUGUUCAGUUUUAGUCAGAGCUCUAAUUCCAGUGUAAAUAGCCAAAGCCCAGAAGUUUCUGAACAAAAGUCAUUAUAUUUGUUAUCUCCAACAAGCAAUGUCGGAGUGCACCCAUAUGGCUUGAUGCCGAGGGUUCUGCUGAGGGCUCGAGGGUCUUUCUCUAGGGAAGGAGUUGAUUUGAACCUGAAAUCUAAGAUUAUCAGUUAGCUGCAGUCAUAAACAAGGUGUUACUGGUACAUUUCUGUGGGCUAUAGUACCACUCACUGUCUUAGACAGAUCCAUCUUCUCCAUAGAGCUGGAGAGUGAGGGAGGCAGAGGCAGAGGCAGAGGCAGAGGCAGGAAGCAGCUUCGUGCCAUUACUACUCUGAUAGUCUGUGUCUAGAGACUAAACUCCUCAUUCUAACGGCACUGGUUUUCUUUUAGAAAGCAGAGAAGGGAAUGUUGCUCUUCAAGGUGACAUUAGGGAACUUCCUCUCUCAUUGUAAUGAUGUGUCACUGUUAAACAUGCCUGUGGAUUCUUAGGAACAAAGGCAACUAAGAAGAACCGGUACCUUUACAGUCAGACCCUGCGCUCUGCAGUGUCAGCAGGAUAGACCCCUCCCUCUGGCUCCUACUCUCACUGUAAAUAAACCUGCUUUUGCAAAAACACCAGUUUUAAAGAAUCAUCAAGUGAUUUCUAAAAUGAUGCUAUAACGUGUACUUAGUUAGCAACCUGGAUGUUUAGGAGUGCAAAGCAAUGAAGCAGCUAGGGUGUAGGUCAUACAAGGAAAUGUGAAGUCACGCUCACUGAGGUGACAGGCUAUUUCAUGUGGUAUUGACAGUAAACUGUGGAAUGCCCCUCAGAUCAGUUAUGAAUUUAUGAGUCCAAAUUAAAUCCCAGCAGGCUGGAAUCAGAUUCACUUGGUACGAGACCAUGACACGACCAUGUGGGAUGUAUGCUGUACUUAUUUUCUGGUCAACAGCUUCUUUCUAAUGUUUUGUGAACUAUUACUUUAAGUGUCUUAUAUAAUGGUGCUUUUAUGGUUAUUAAAAUUGUAUAUGAUAUUGCA
Messenger RNA from Mesocricetus auratus (golden hamster), 2719 nucleotides. It is a transcript of the gene N4bp2l1, whose product is annotated as NEDD4 binding protein 2 like 1. The record is from RefSeq and is a predicted model, not a curated record. The transcript is spliced from 5 exons. NCBI's taxonomy places the organism in Eukaryota, Metazoa, Chordata, Mammalia, Rodentia, Cricetidae. Bases 883 to 1602 code for a protein of 239 amino acids.